Molecule: messenger RNA, 243 nt
Organism: Paramecium pentaurelia
Lineage: Eukaryota; Ciliophora; Oligohymenophorea; Peniculida; Parameciidae
Source: the annotation of a GenBank genome assembly
AUGAAUAUCGAUUACUAAAAAAAUGAUUCACCAAAUUCCAAUCAAGAUGAGUGUAUUAAUAUGGAUACAGAUUUAUCAGAUAAAUCCUAGAGUCAAUUAGAAAAUGACUAUUUCUCAAAUAAAAUUGAGUCUCAUAAAUUUGUAGUCGGUAUUUCUAAACCUGGUGAUUUGAGAAUUGGUCUACAAACUAUAAACAAAAAUAAAAUCACAGUUAGAGGAAUACUAGGUAUACAUGAAAAAUGA